UAGCGCGUCAAACCGACAGUGUCAAAACAUCGACUUUUUCCUUUUGAGAUCGGAAAUCUCGGCUGUGGUUUGGCAUAGUAUCGACUACCUCCUCGUACUACAGAUCUUUACCCUGUUUUGAUCUGGAAAUCACAUCAAGAUUGGGAAGAAAUGACAGAGAAGGCUUGCUCUCAGAGUGAAAGUCUAACCAUUCAAGCCCACAAAGUGGAUGGGAUCCAGAUCACAGCCAAUGUGCGCAAACCGAAACGGCAGAUAUCUGUCUCUUUCAAAACCAAGGCACGCCGUAGCCCUUUACCACAUGAGGAGAGAAACUCAGCGGUCAGACAGGAGAAGCAGCCGAUAUCGAGAGCUUCCAGCCGGAUAUCAAAGAGACCCGCAUGGAAUACAGGUGGUGGAUCAGCUACGGAGAGAAUCGCAAAGAAGCCGAUCUCGGGCGCCAAACCUUUCAUGCAACCUAUCGAAGCGCCACAUCUCGCAAGGAAGACAGAGGUAUCUCCAAUCGAAGACCUGCGGCAAAGUCCUAUCCCUACGCUGAAUCUUACGGACGAAUCACAUAUAUCGAUCACAACGGGCUCGACGUCACCCAACAUAGCCCAGCCAUCACUACCAUCGGAAAUAUCACGAUCAAACGGCGACCCAGAGCCAUGUCCUGGAUUACUGGAACUGGCCCCGGCCGCCGAGAGUUUAGAUGCGGAAACUCAGAGUGUCCCAAUUGCGUCAGAUACCGCUCAUAUGCCGUCGCCGCCAUUCCCAGACGGUCCCAGAUCUGUCAUCGGUGCAUCGUCUGUCGAGGAGAUGUUUUCCGGGCUAUCGAGCUUGGAAAGGGAGUACCUAUCAGAAGGCAGCCCACAAAAGUCGCGGCAUACGGUAACAAUGGCCCCAGAUGGAGACUUCAACGCAACCGUGUUAGAUUUCCGGAGAUCCACUCGAUCUGAGCCUGGUCCGUUGCCGACAUGCUCGGAGGUUUCCGAGAGCAGUGGAAGCGCGGAAGGACACCCAGCACAAGAUGUCCCGGGGUCAUGGGCCUCUGCAAACCUCCCCAUUCCAUCAUUGCCCACCAACCCGGCAUCAGUGCUCGCCAUUCGGCAUGAGCAUUUGAGAGCUGAUCCUCCACUACCCCAAAGACACUAUGCCCGACCUGCUUCUCGUGCCGAGACGUCCGCGACACAUUCCGCUGACUACCGGCACUCCAUUGAUCGACGAGACCGCAUCAGACCCAGUACAGCCACCUCGGUUGUAUCAACGGAUGACAGAAGUGAAUACAGCUUCAAGGAUGAUCCCACGUCACGGCGGGUGGACAGGAUUCUAGACUUUCUGAAAGGCGUUGAGGAGGAUGAUUCCAAGAGCGCCGCGGAGCUACACGCAAAGCAAAGUGAUUUUGAGAGCAUCUUGGGCGGAAGUAACAGCACAUCAGGAUUGAAAAGUCAAAUGGGGAACUCAGCCGCAGUGUUCGACGGGGUCAAGGCCAAGAUAAUCGGCCAGCAGAUGGAAUUGGACGAGAAGACGAGAACACUCAGCAUGCUGAAGAAAGAGUUGAAGAAGCUGAAGGACAAUAUGCGUGAGCAGACACUAGAAUCACGGAAGGAGUUGAAGUCUAAGCUGGCAAUGCAGCGCAAGGAGUACGAGACGAUCAUCAAACGGCAUCUAACGUUUAUUGACAAGCUGCUCGCCGAGAAAGAGGAACUCACAAAGAAGUUCUAGGGUGCUGGAAGAGCAGCAUGAAAAGGAUCUGAAACAACAGAAAGAGCUUUGGCAUUCAGCCGAGAAGCUCAAGCGGGAUAAAUGGAUACAAGAGAAAACAAAAGCUAUUAAAGACCAGACCAUCAAAGGACUGGAACCUGAGAUCCAGAGAAUGCUCGCUCAACACAAGCAGCAGAU
Molecule: messenger RNA, 1878 nt
Organism: Fimicolochytrium jonesii
Lineage: Eukaryota; Fungi; Chytridiomycota; Chytridiomycetes; Spizellomycetales; Powellomycetaceae
Exons: 7
Coding region: 151-1701 (516 amino acids)
Biological process (GO): intraciliary transport involved in cilium assembly
Source: RefSeq, a predicted model, not a curated record